Messenger RNA from Cylindrotheca closterium, 1461 nucleotides. NCBI's taxonomy places the organism in Eukaryota, Bacillariophyta, Bacillariophyceae, Bacillariales, Bacillariaceae. The record is from the annotation of a GenBank genome assembly.
AUGCAAGAGCAAUGCCCCGUUUCGUGCAAGGAAGAUGACUGCAAGGAUCUUCAUGUGAGAUGUCCCGCUUGGUCCCAGAUUAAGGACAACUGUGUCGAUAAUCCUGAUAUGCGAAAGUACUGUGGAAAGAGCUGCAAUGCUUGCGAGGAACAAGCAGCUGCCAAUGCGACUGGCUCGGAUGAGGAUGACGAGGAUGUGAUGCCAUGUGUGGACGAACAUACGAACUGUCGCUAUUGGGCAGAUAAAGGGAUGAAUGAGAAUUGUGCUAGAAGUUGCACGGCAUGUGAAAAGAUUAAGCAACGAAAGACAAAGGAGUACCCUGCCUCAACAGAGGAGUUGGCAGUUGAUACCGAUGUGAUUUUGGAGGAAUCGGCCAGCUUUGGAGAAAAGCAAGUGGCGGAUGGCGGGGAACGUCGACAGACGAUUGCUCGAGUCAAGGCAACCAUUGACUAUAUGGCGUCAGAGAAAUUUACAAAACUAUCGCCCGCAAUCAAGGAAUCUUGCAUGAAUCGGAAUGAACUUUGUGCGUUCUGGGCCAUCUUGGGUGAAUGCGAAAAAAAUGAGGCGUACAUGGUCAUCCAGUGUGCCCCAUCGUGUUAUUCAUGUCAUCUCAUCGAUAUUAGUGCGCGUUGUCCCGUGGAUGCCGAUGCUGUCCCUGGGCUUGAACCCGGAACACUGAACAAAAUGUUUGAACGAAUUGUGGAAACCGCACCGGGAAAUCGUACUUUGACGGACGAGGAACGCGAAGAACUGAAGCAAAAUGAAAUGACAGAAUACACCGUCGAAGUAAUCUCGCGUCCAAGUGACGAACCUUCGACCGAAGUCAGUGCCAAGAAUGACAAGCUACCUCCAUGGGUGGUUGUGUUUGAAAAUUUUAUAUCGGACGAAGAGUGCGACGAAAUGAUCCAAUUGGGGUACAAGCAUGAAUACAAGCGAAGUGCUGACGUUGGCAAGCUCAAAUUUGACGGGACACACGAGAGUAUCGAGAAUAGCCGACGUACUUCAGAAAAUGCUUGGUGCUCUGGGCAUUUGGGGUGCCGAAACGCAACCGUUCCAACCAGAUUGCACAAUCGAAUGUCAAAAGUACUUGAUAUCCCCGCUGAUAAUGGAGAAGACAUGCAGAUUCUGAAGUAUGAAAAGGGUCAAUUCUAUCGGACACAUCAUGAUUUCAUCGAACAUCAAGUGGAUCGGCCAUGUGGACCGAGGAUUCUAACAUUCUUCCUCUAUUUGAGUGAUGUCGAAGAAGGUGGUGGUACCAACUUUCCAGAUCUAGGCAUCACCGUUGAACCAAAGAAGGGACGAGCCUUGCUUUGGCCAUCAGUCUAUGACUCGAAUCCAAAGAAGGAUGAUCCUCGAAUGAGACAUCAAGCUCUUCCAGUGAAAGAAGGAACGAAGUUUGCGGCCAAUAGCUGGAUUCACCUCUAUGACUACCAGGCGGCCCAAAAGAAGGGAUGUCACUAA